GCGAAAUUUUGAGCUGAAUUAAAGUUCUGCUUUAGUCAAAUUAAAUAUUAUUGCAAAAAUCUUAGCGUCUAAGAAUUUUUCAAACUUGUUCCGGAAAUGGCUUGCAAUUGUUCGAAGCUUUAGUUUGAGAAAUAUCCUACCAACGUGUUUACGCUGUGUUCAAGGAUGGCGGCAACGUCAGCUAUGCAGGUUUUUGUCUCUGGACUGAAGAGCAAAAAUGAGGAAGUAAGAUUAAAAACUACUAGAGACCUUCAUCAUUAUAUAACUACUGAGUUGCGAGAAAUGAGCACUGAAGACGUGACAGUGUUUUUAGAUGAAUUUAACCAUCAUAUAUUUGAAAUGGUUUCCAGUUCAGAUGCAAACGAUAGAAAAGGUGGAAUAUUAGCAAUAGUGAAUUUACUUGGAAUUAAUGUGGGAAACACUGCUAUUCGUACCAGUCGUUUUGUUAAUUACUUGCGUAAUCUUUUGCCCUCGUCUGACUCUGGAGUGAUGGAACUGGCUGCCUAUGCUAUUGGAAGACUUGCGUUAGUUAGUGCAAAUUAUACUGCUGAAUAUGUCGAGUUUGAAGCAAAAAGAGCUUUUGAGUGGCUGAGUGGAGAUAGGCAUGAAGCAAAACGUCAUAGCGCGGUCUUAGUUUUAAGGGAAUUAGCUGUAUCUACACCAACCUUUUUUUUCCAACAAGUUCAACAAUUUUUUGACUGUAUUUUCAAUGCUGCUAGAGAUCCAAAGGCUUCUAUACGGGAAGCAGCUGUGGCGGCUCUCAGAGCUGCGUUGGUUGUUACGGCUCAAAGGGAGACAAAAGAAACACAAAAACCACAUUGCUAUAAGCAAUGUUAUGAUGAAGCAGUGAAAGGCUUUGAAGAAGCCUCUAAGGAAAAAGUUACUCGUGAUGAAAAGAGUCAUGGAUCUCUACUUGUAAUCAAUGAACUACUGCGGUGCAGUAAUGUUGAAGGAGAAAUGAUCCGUCAAGAAUUAGAAGAUAUAAUUCAACAGCAGGCAAGUCAUGAAGCUCAUGGUCAACGCUAUAGUUUCUUAAAAGAACUGGGCACGGGGUCAUUGACGAAAAGUUUUCGAGCUCUCCAUCAACUACACCAUAGCAGCCAAUCUGGAUCACAGAAAGGCAUUGGACUCUCAGCAGUUGUCAAGUACCAUAAAGCUCUAGGGACAUAUCCUGGCAUAGUAAUGUCAAGUCGACGCAUUCAAGUGUUUGAAAGCAGCACUUGCAAAUCACUUAUGAUUGAGCAUUUUGAUACCAUUUGUGUUCAGGUUUUGCGUUUUCGUACUUCAAAAAAUGUACAUAUUCAGCAAAUUUUGUUGAGCAUUAUCCCAAGAUUAGCAGCUUUUCAAACAAAACGUUUUGUAAAAAGCUAUUUACAAGAAACAAUGGCGUACUUGCUUGUCUGCUUGAGGCGUGACAGAGAAAGAUAUAAUGCAUUUAAUGCUGUGGGACUUUUAGCAGUGGCUGUCAAAAUGGAAAUUAAAAAUUACAUUCCAAAAAUAAUGGAAGUUAUCAGAAGUUCAUUACCUUCUAAAGACAUGACUAUCAGGAAAAAAGUACCAUUAACUGAACCUGCUGUCUUUACUUGUAUCAGUAUGCUCGCAAGAGCUGUGGGUCAUGCAAUAAUGAAUGAUAUCAAGGAGUUAUUGGAGCCAAUGUUAGCUACAGGGCUGAGCCCUGCAUUAACUGCAUCUAUGCGUGAACUCGCAACUCAAAUUCCCCAGCUUAAGAAAGAUAUCCAAGAAGGGCUCUUGAAAAUGCUCUCUAUCAUCCUGAUGAGGCGAUCCCUGCGUCACCCUGGGAUGCCAAAGCAUCUGGCAAAUCAGUCAAGUUCUUCAUCUCAGCAUCAUCAAAAUCUACUGGAAACUACAGAUGUAGCAAGUGUUACUUUAGCUCUAAAAACUCUAGGAAGUUUUGAUUUUCAAGGGAGACCUCUUAUGAUGUUUGUCAGGUGUUGUGCCGAAAGCUACCUGUCUAGCGAGUCUAAAGAAAUUCGCCUGGAGGCAGUUCGUACAUGUUGCAAGCUUUUGUCUCCAGCUAUUCAGAGCAUGAAAUCAAGUGGACGGUAUAGCCCGUCUCUCAUGUCCAUUGUUCAAGAAGUACUGGCAAAAUUAUUAAUGGUUGGCGUGACUGAUGCAGAUCAAAAUGUCCGAUAUUGUGUCUUAGCUUCCUUAGAUGAAAAAUUUGACCCACAUUUGGCUCAGGCAGAAAAUUUAAAUGCUCUGCUUAUUGCACUAAAUGAUGAAAUGUUUGAAAUCCGAGAGCUUGCUCUCUGUACGUUAGGACGACUAAGUGCUGUCAACCCAGCUUAUGUUAUGCCAACACUUAGGAAAGUUCUUAUCCAGAUUCUCACUGAAUUGGAGCACUCUGGAAUUGGUAGAAAUAAGGAGCAAAGUGCUAAAAUGCUGGGUCAUCUUGGAGCUAAUGCUCCUCGACUUAUAAGGCCAUAUAUGGAACCAAUUUUGAAUGUUCUGAUACCCAAACUUAGAGACCCAGAUCCAAAUCCUGGAGUUACUAUUAGUGUUUUAGCAGCCAUUGGAGAACAAGCACAGGUUAGUGGAGUAGAAAUGAAGAAAUGGGUAGAUCAAUUGAUGCCAAUACUUUUGGAUAUGAUGCAAGAUUCAUCAUCCUUGCCUAAACGUGAAGUUGCAUUAUGGACUCUUGGACAAAUGAUAGAAAGUACUGGUUAUGUUAUAGAGCCUUACAAAAAGUAUCCUACUUUGCUGGAGUUACUCUUAAACUUUUUGAAAACAGAACAAUCUUCAACUAUAAGAAGAGAGGCCAUUAGAGUUCUUGGUCUCUUAGGUGCUCUUGAUCCAUUUAAAUAUAAGGUGAAUCAAGGAUUGAUAGAUCAAUCGGGUGAAACCAGCGGCGUUUUGAGCAUUGGAAGCACAUCAGUUGAUAACCAAGAAAUGAGUGCCAGUGAAAUGCUAGUAAAUAUGUCAGGAAGCCUGGAUGAAUUCUAUCCCCAAAUUGCAAUCGUCACUUUAAUGAAAAUAAUCAGAGAUCCUUUGCUGAAUCAACAUCAUUCUAUGGCUGUUCAUGCAAUAACAUUUUUAUUCAAAAGCAUGGGAAUAAGUGCAGUUCCUUAUCUACCUCAAGUUAUGCCUUCUUUUAUUAAUAUAAUCAAGAAUGCUGACCAACACUUCCGAGAGUUCUUAUUUCAACAACUUUGCCAAAUUAUCAGCAUCGUAAAGUUACACAUAAGAAAUUAUUUGGACAGUAUAUUUUCGCUGCUAAAAGAGUUUUGGACACUACAAAGUCCGAUGCAAAGCACAAUAAUACUGUUAAUUGAACAAGUGGUUGGUGCUUUGGGCGCUGAAUUUAAAGUUUAUUUGCCUCAGCUUAUUCCACAUUUUCUUAGAGUUUUCAUGCACGAUUUUUCUCCUAAUCGGACAAUUACCAUUAAAUUACUUGUAGCUUUGCAGAAGUUUGGGAACAAUCUUGAUGAUUAUGUUCAUCUGAUUUUGCCUCCAAUUGUGAAAUUGUUUGAUUCUCCUGAGGUGCCUAUUGCUGUUCAAAGGUGUGCUUUAGAAACAGUGGACCAUCUUUCAGAAACUCUUGAUUUUACUGAAUUUGCAUCUAGAAUUCUACAGCCUUUAGUUCGUAAUUUAGAUACUGUUCCCGAGUUGCGACCUACUGCAAUGGAUACUUUAUGCUCUAUUGUUGUACAGUUAGGGAAAAAAUAUCAAAUUUUUAUUCCUAUGGUUAAUAAAGUGACAGCUAAGCAUAGAAUAUCACACCAGAGAUAUGAUGUUUUAAUUAGCAGAAUCAUAAAGGGUACUAGUGCUGAUGAAAACGAUGACCCAUUGAUGUAUGCAAAAAAGAAAAUUGUUCCUAAGAGUCAUGAUACUGAUAUUAGUACAACUGGAAGCGAUGUUGCAAAUCCAAGAAAGAAACUUCCCAUAAAUAUAAAUAAUUUGCAGAGGGCGUGGGCCUCAGCUCGACGCGUCUCUAGAGAUGAUUGGCUUGAAUGGUUAAAGCGAAUGAGUGUUGUGCUGUUGAAAGAGUCACCUUCUCCAGCUUUGAGAUCAUGCUGUGCUCUAGCAGAGUCAUAUGAUCAACUGCCUAGGGAUAUGUUUAAUGCAAUAUUUUUGUCUUGCUGGUCUGAACUUCAAGUAACUCAGCAAAAUGAGCUUUCUGAUAGUCUUCAGCAGGCAUUAACAACUCAAAACAUCCCUGAAAUCACUCAGUCGAUUCUAAAUUUGGCUGAAUUUAUGGAGCAUUGUGAAAAGGGACCACUUCCUUUAAAAGCUACUUUACUGGGAGAAAAAGCUAUGGAAUGUCGAGCAUAUGCGAAAGCUUUACAUUACAAAGAAGAUGAAUUUCAUAAAGGCCCUACAAGUGAAAUACUUGAAACUCUAAUAAGCAUAAAUAACAAACUGCACCAACCAGAAGCAGCAGCAGGUGUCUUGGAAUAUGCAAUGAAAAAUCAUGGAACAGAUUUGAAAGUAAAGGAAAGGUGGUAUGAGAAACUACAUAAAUGGGACAAAGCCCUUACUGCAUAUCAACAUGCUCGAGAGCAAAGAUCGGAUGAUUUGGAGUUAAUAAUGGGUCAGAUGAGAUGUCUUGAAGUUUUAGGAGAAUGGGGACAGUUGCAUCAGCUUUCCAGUGAAACUUGGCCUACAUCAGAUGAAGCUUUCCGACAGAAAAUUGCGCCUAUUUCUGCAGCUGCUGCUUGGGGUCUAGGACAUUGGGAAAGUAUGGAGGAAUAUAUUCAAGUUAUUCCAAAAGGAACAACAGAUAGUGCCUUCUAUCAUGCAAUACUCAACAUUCAUCGUAACGAUUUUCAUUCUGCACAGCAGUUUAUCGAUAAAGCUCGUGACGUUCUUGAUACAGAACUUACAGCACUUGCCGGUGAAAGUUAUAGCCGUGCUUAUAACGCAAUGGUUCUUGUUCAAAUGAUGUCAGAACUGGAGGAAGUGAUCCAGUUUAAGCUUAUACCUGAAAGAAGAGAUGCUAUUAAGCAAAAAUGGUGGGACAGAUUGCAGGGUUGUCAAAGAAUUGUUGAAGACUGGCAAAAGAUAAUGCAGGUUCAUUCAUUAGUUGUGAGCCCUGAAGAUGACAUGAGGUCAUGGUUAAAAUAUGCAAGUUUAUGUCGACGAGCUGGUAGAUUAACUCUAUCAAACAGAACUCUAGUCAUGCUGCUUGGAACUGAUCCUGCAACCAAACCAGAGGAGCCACUCCCCUGCAUCCAUCCUCAAGUUACAUUUGCUUACAUUAAACACAUGUGGAAAAGCAAUAAAAAGACGGAUGCAUUCCUUCAUUUACAAACGUUUGUCAAUACUUCUUUAGCCUCUCAAGAAUAUAAAAAUUUAGCUAAUGGAGCUCCAUCAGAAGAACUAUCAAAAUUACUCUCCAGAUGUUAUCUCAAACUUGGGGAAUGGCAGGAAAAUCUUCAUGGUAUUACUGAAACAUCUAUACCACAGAUUUUACAAUUUUAUUCUAUGGCCAUGGAAAAAGAUAAAAGCUGGUACAAGGUGGCUCAUGCAUGGGCUUAUAUGAAUUACGAAGCUGCCUUAUUUUAUAAGCAACAAGAUCAACAAAAACACAAUAUGGAAAAUCAACUACCUCCAGCUGAAGGGUCAGAAUCUUUUUCAUCCAUUCAAGAUCAUUCUAGUCUUGGCUCUGUAAAGGUGUUUACUUCUGCAGAACAUGUGUGCAAGUAUGCUGUUCCAGCUGUUCGAGGCUUUUUCCACUCUAUCACACUUUCUCAUGGAAGCUCAUUACAAGAUACUUUGCGGUUGUUAACUCUGUGGUUUGACUAUGGACACAUGCCUGAAGUAAAUAAAGCUGUAACAGAAGGAUUAAAAACAGUUUCUAUAGAAACAUGGUUGCAGGUGAUUCCACAACUCAUUGCUAGAAUUGAUACACCACGGCAGCAUGUUGGGGAAGUUAUUCACCAGCUCCUUGUUGAAAUUGGAAAACAACAUCCUCAAGCUUUGAUUUAUCCUUUAACAGUAGCUGCUAAAUCAAAUGUGCCAUCCCGAAAUAAUGCUGCUAACAAGGUUUUGGACAGCAUGAUGAAGCACAGUGGAAAUCUUGUCGAGCAAGCUAAGAUGGUGAGCGAGGAACUCAUUCGUGUAGCUAUUCUGUGGCAUGAACUGUGGCAUGAAGGAUUGGAGGAAGCAUCAAGACUUUACUUUGGUGAAAGAAAUGUUAAAGGAAUGUUUGCUGCUUUAGAGCCUUUGCAUGCCAUGAUUGAAAGAGGACCACAGACACUGAAGGAAACUUCAUUUACACAGGCAUAUGGCAGAGAAUUAGCUGAAGCCCAGGAAUGCUGCAAGAAGUAUCAACGCUCAGGAAAUGUUAAAGAUUUAACACAAGCUUGGGAUAUGUACUACCAUGUUUUCCGGAGGGUAACCAAACAACUACCUAGUCUAACUUCUCUUGAACUUCAAUAUGUAUCACCAAAACUUUUAACUAGUCGAAAUCUGGAAUUGGCUGUGCCAGGGACAUACUAUCCUAAUCAGCCUAUAAUACAGAUUGCUCAUGUUGAAAGCUCUCUUCAAGUUAUUACUAGCAAGCAACGUCCCAGAAAGCUGAGUAUUAAAGGUAGCAAUGGAAAAGACUUUAUGUUCCUGCUGAAAGGGCAUGAAGAUUUGCGACAAGAUGAACGAGUGAUGCAAUUGUUUGGACUAGUCAAUACAUUACUUGUCAAAGACCCCGAGACUUCUAGAAGAAAUGUGACCAUUCAACGAUAUUCUGUGAUACCCUUAUCAACAAAUAGUGGCUUGAUUGGUUGGGUACCUCAUUGUGACACUUUGCACACUCUAAUUCGAGAUUAUAGAGAAAAGAAAAAAAUUCUUUUGAACAUUGAACAUAGGAUCAUGCUCAGAAUGGCUCCUGAUUAUGAUCAUUUGACUCUAAUGCAAAAAGUUGAAGUAUUUGAACAUGCUCUAAAAAAUACAAAUGGUGAUGAUUUAGCUAAGUUGUUGUGGCUGAAAAGUCCUAGCUCUGAAGUUUGGUUUGAUAGAAGGACAAAUUAUACUCGAUCUUUAGCUGUAAUGUCCAUGGUUGGUUACGUGCUUGGACUUGGAGAUAGGCACCCUUCGAAUUUAAUGCUUGAUAGGCUAAGUGGGAAAAUACUUCAUAUUGAUUUUGGCGAUUGCUUUGAAGUCGCUAUGACAAGAGAAAAAUUUCCUGAGAAGAUCCCUUUUAGACUUACCAGAAUGUUGAUACAUGCUAUGGAGGUUACCGGUAUUGAAGGGACGUAUAGAAAAACUUGCCAAAAAGUCAUGAAAGUUUUACGUGACAAUAAAGAUAGUCUUAUGGCAGUGUUGGAAGCUUUUGUUUAUGAUCCUCUACUAAAUUGGAGACUUAUUGAUGCUCAACCUAAAGGAAAACAUUCAAAGAACAGGAGUGAAUCAUCAUCAUCAAUUCAUGAUCAAAAUGAUAUACUAGAAGAAGUAGAUGUUCAAUCUCAGGCAGACUCAAAAGAAGGAGAUAGUGCUCUUAUUGACUCUGGUUUUAGUCAGCCAGAAGCAUUAAAUGAGAAAGCUGUUCAGAUUAUAAAUCGAGUUCGUGAUAAACUAACAGGUCGAGAUUUUGAUCCUCAUAAAACUUUGGAAGUGGAUGAGCAAGUAGAACUUCUGAUUAAGCAAGCCACUUCACAUGAAAAUUUGUGCCAAAGCUAUAUUGGUUGGUGCCCUUUUUGGUGAAGCCAUUUUGGAGAAAAGAUAUUUUGGAAGCUAAUCAAAUCGUCCAGUUACUGUGAUAUGAAAAGAAGAAUAACUACAAACAAAAUGUAUAAACAUAAUAGACUUUUAAGUAUUUAAAAAA
Uloborus diversus is the source of this 7780-nucleotide messenger RNA. It is a transcript of the gene Tor, whose product is annotated as serine/threonine-protein kinase mTOR-like. Gene Ontology annotation, cellular component: nucleus; TORC2 complex; TORC1 complex. The transcript is spliced from 58 exons. Gene Ontology annotation, biological process: negative regulation of macroautophagy; protein phosphorylation; TOR signaling. Bases 166 to 7659 code for a protein of 2497 amino acids. The record is from RefSeq and is a predicted model, not a curated record. Gene Ontology annotation, molecular function: protein binding; protein serine/threonine kinase activity; protein-containing complex binding. Lineage: Eukaryota; Metazoa; Arthropoda; Arachnida; Araneae; Uloboridae.